CUUGAUCUUGACAACAUGAGAUAAAGUAUCUUACUUAUACUGGGCGUCUAGUAUUCUUAUUGAGAUGUUUAGUCAAUUCUUUUGUUUGCUAAAAUGCAGUUGUCAGUGGGAAUUGUUGUAAUUUUAGUUUCUGUCAGCUGUGUGAUAACAAUCCCGGUGCCUGACAAUGCAGACCUCGCAAGGAUAGUGAAUGGAGAAACAGUUGAUAUAACAGAAGUUCCAUAUCAGGCAGCUCUUAGAAGAAGAGUACUCUCAGGAUGGGCUCACAAUUGUGGUGCUGUCAUAAUUACAAACAGAGGACUUCUGACCGCUGCUCAUUGUGUUGAAACAUUCGUUUCACAACCAUCACUAUUACGAGUUGUAGUCGGUACUUCGUCCCGUCUUACUGGUGGAAAGACUUACGAUGUUUCGGUUAUUUACUCCCAUGAAAGCUUCUCAGCCACCACUUUGGAACAUGACAUUGCAUUAUUGGGUACUUCAAAAAUCAUGGACUUUAGCCAAUCCGUAGCUCCUGUAUCUAUAGCUUCAGAACAUUAUGUUCUACCUGAUGGUACCGGAGCUGUUGUAUCUGGGUUUGGAACGACGUCGUACGAAGGCUCAUCGUCUGAAGUACUGAUGGCAGCUCGAGUCAGCAUCGUCUCUCAAAGUGUAUGUGCCCGUGCCUAUCUACGCAUUGCCACUAUCGGGGAAGGAAUGGUGUGUGCCAAAGGCAGUAACCCACCAAGAGAUGCCUGCCAAGGUGACUCCGGUGGACCUCUAGUUGUAAGAAAUGUUCUAGUUGGUAUCGUGUCUUGGGGUGAAGGUUGUGCCAAUACAAAUUAUCCUGGAGUAUAUACAAGAGUUUCUGAAUACAAUCCAUGGAUAAAGCAAAAACUGGAGCUUUUGAGGGCUACUGGAUAAAUUUAUGAUCUGACAAAAAUAUGACAUGAUUAAGUAGAGAUGUAUGACUUUAAGUGGUGUGCUUUAUCACAAAACCUUUGCGGACAAACUAAAAGAGAAGGACCGAUUAUUGUUUGGACCUGGGUAUUGAAUUGGUGUGACUAUAGAAUUGCAUUGCUGCCCUAUCUAGAAGACAAGUUUUAGUUCUAUACUCUGGAUAAUCACUUCUUAUGCAUUUUUACCUUUUUUGAUUAUUGAUCAUUCCUCAUGAAAUUCUUGUAAAUUAUGCUUCAAAGUGUUUGUCCGAACUCAGGAAGGUUUUGUGGAUAACGAAUAAACACUUGUAUAAAUAGUAAAUAAAUAAUUAGUCUAAAUAUUUUUAUAGAAUAAAUCAAACAUAACUAUUAUGAAAUGUAGCGGUACCAGAUAAUUUCAGAAAACAAAUAUAACUUAAAGAAACUAUGUAUGUAAUUAAAAUACUUAAGUUACAAAUGUUUGUUAAACAGUAGACUUUAACUCAUGACGAGAUAACGGGAAUUAUAAAAAAAGUGUUACAUUUUCUCUAGUUCCAUGUAAUUUAUGCCAAUAUGCAAAUUUUGUAAAUAAAAAAUAUUUUAUUUUAUUUUCAA
Molecule: messenger RNA, 1508 nt
Organism: Spodoptera exigua (beet armyworm)
Lineage: Eukaryota; Metazoa; Arthropoda; Insecta; Lepidoptera; Noctuidae
Source: the annotation of a GenBank genome assembly